This is a messenger RNA of Procambarus clarkii (red swamp crayfish), 3798 nucleotides long. Lineage: Eukaryota; Metazoa; Arthropoda; Malacostraca; Decapoda; Cambaridae. The record is from RefSeq and is a predicted model, not a curated record.
UAUAUAUUUUUUGAUUGUGACACACCCCCCUUGCCUCCCCUCUCUACGUCCCCUCUUUCACCACCACAGCCACCACCAUCACCAUCACCACCACCACCACCACCAUCACAACAAGUCCAGACGCCAGUAGGCUAACUCAACACCGAGGGCCAGAGAGAUGAGAGUAGCGGCGGUGAUGGUGGCCCUGAUGGCCCUGGGGGGCCAGCAGGGCGUCCAGGGCCAGACAGAGUGCACUCCUGUCACCCCCAAUCAGGAUCACCCCAUCCCUGAUUUCUCAGCCACCUUGGCUGGCUCCUUCACCUUCGUCGUGGAGAUGACCAGCGAAACUCAGACGACAACCAGCUACGUGGAGGAGCGGCGAGAACGACGCGACUACCACGACUACCGCAGCGACACAGCGGCGGUGUCCGUCCUCACUGACGCUAAUACCACAGUCUUCCACUUCUACCCUGACGCCCGCAAGUUUAUCAUCCAGUACGGGGAGUUCUGUGAAAGUUCCGGGGAGGCCCCAGCGUACAACCCCUGGGGCUGGUACGACGUGGACACGACCCACGGCGACCUGAGCUAUGGUCCAGCCACCAUCCUGAGGCUCUCAGCCUUCAUCGACACCGAGUUCUUGGGAGAAGCGACUAUAGAAGGCGUGCGUAGUGAGCGCUGGAGAGCCUGUUUGGAGGGCAACAAGGUGGAGGUCGUCUACUCCUUCUCAGAGGUGCCCUGGAGCAUGCCUUACGCCAACUACUUCAGCGAGGGAGACGGCCGCCUUCCCGUACAGAUCGACGUCAAGUUCAUGGACGGGAGCGCCGCCUGGCAGUACAACGUGGUCGAGUUCCUGCCCUACGUGGGCCUCCACACCGAACUGGAGACACCCCGAGGCCUCGCCUGUGAGAACACUGUGGGCGUGGUCGCCGACCUCAAGAUCCCAGACAUCCCUUGGCACUUUAGCCUGGCCGAGGAGUAUAUCAACAACUCCGAGAUUGAAGGAAGCUCGUACGGCAAGCAGCACCUGGAUAAGCUGCAGCUGACGUACGCAGGCAACAUCUCCAUGGUAAGCCUGACCUUCACCGCCGCUGACGACGCUCCGCCCGACGCUCAGUUCGAAAUGGAAGCCAUUCACGACUUCAACACAGGAGUUCAAUACAUUCUGAACAGAGAGUUUGGCAACUGUACCCUGUCGUUCAUCCCGGCGUUCAGCUUCGACUCCCACUUUGCGGGGUUCAUUGGGUCCGGGGGUUCGUUACUCUCCCCGAACGCCCUCUUCCACAUCGACGACUCUUACGCCUUCGUCGGGGAAAGGUCGACUCGUAGCAUCGAGGGCGACCUCUACACCUCCACUCGACUCCACGACAUCCCGGACCCAACCACCAACGGCGUCGACACGUACUCGAAGGCCGUCCUCGAGUAUUACUUCUCCCAGGGUGUGGAGGUGACCCCGGCUGGCACCGUACCGGUCAACAUUCCUCUACGAGGUGACCUCUUUGUCUACAACUCUUCAAAUUUGAUGCAGGUGGUGGGGACGCAGACGACCAACUUCUACGACUUCCAGGAGAUAACUCUGUACUCUGAGCAGGAGUUCUCCGUCCAGGAGUGUUAUGAGAGGCAUGACGACCGCUGGACCAACCUGGAUAUCUUCUUCCCCGCCACGAGAGCUGAGCAGUUCGCCGUGGUGGAGGAGCAGAUCAAGAGGUUUAAACACGAGCUCAUCUUACAACUGUUAAGGAUUGGACACAUGUCUCCUGUGAGGCUCGCUGACAUUCAGGUGCAGGACGGCGUAUCAGGGGUGAUCCCCAACACCACAGACGCCGACACCAUCGUCGCCUCCGUCAGGCUGCUGGAGAGAGCUCCUUACAUCUUCUCCUACAGGUAUGAGAGACGUUUAGGGGUUCAGAGUGUAGUGGAAAGUUUAGGAGAAAUUUGCACACACCUUAUAAUUAUAAUGUCAGCUAGUAACAGAAAUGGUUCCAUUUCAAUAGCUUUGUAUUUACAAUUAUUAUAUAUCAAUGGUAGGACUUUUCGCUGCCACAAGUGCUUUAGCCGUGGUGGUCGUAUAGAUGACAUGCUUGUUCACGUUAGGCUGACAUGCUUUUCCCUCAAGACUAGGUCGCUUCUAUGCCACACUUCACCUCCUAGUCUUGCUCUUACUGCUUCCAAGUCCUCCUGCCACCACGGCCUCCUGAUCUUCCUGUUGCUACGACCUCCUAAGCCCCGACUCCUUGUCCCCAGGUCGUUCCACCACUGCGGCGAAGAGCAAGUGUGUUUCCUGAGUGCCCUCAACGGAUCCGACGGGACCAGCUUGGACCAGUACAAGAAGUGCCGCCACUGGGUCUACGACCUCUCCAAUGUCACCUUCGAGGACCCGCCCUCAGAGGUCGUCUACGACAAGAUUCUCCACGCCAUCAAUGAUAAGGAUUUCAGGUUCAGCAUUCCUUACAAGGAGGACCUAAUAGUGACCUUCGUUGCCUCUGCCAGUCUCUUCUACCGAACACCGGACCCCAACGAUGAGAUCAGGGCUCAGUUCACUCUGGAGAGCUCAGCCACCACCAUCGCUCAUCCGGACAACCUUGUCUCCAAUAUCACCCUGGUUGACCGGUGCCUGAAGCUGUGUGUAGACUGGCGGACCUUCCGCUGCGAGACUGUGGUCCACCUCAGGAGAGAGAAACAGUGUCUCAUCGUGUCUAAACACUACCACGCCAUCAACCAGACAGAGCUGGUCCCGCACACGGAGUCCUAUAUCUACUCCAGGUCGUACUUGGUGGACUACCAGCCCAUCUUGGGGGGCGUGGCCCUCACUUCCAACGGUCCCGUCUACGCCAACGUCAACCAUAUUGAGACAUGUGCUAUGCACUGCUCCACCGAGACGAGCAUCAAGUGCCAGAGCUUCGAGUGGUGCUACCUGGAGCUGGCGUGCCACCUACACCAGGAGCACUUCCUCGACGUGGCUGGCGGCGGCGGCUACGUUACCAACGCCUCCUGUAUACACUACUCCAAGAAGUCUGACGCCAUCUUCAGCCAGUACCCCCACCAGGGCAUGUCGACCGACAAGCACAAGCUGGCAGCUGUCAGGUCCGAUUCCUCCAGCUGUGCCAAGUUCUGCCUUGACGACCCUGACGAGGUGUGCCAGAGCUUCGACUUCUGCUCGGAGUGCCACCAGGAAGAAUACGGAGUGUGUGGGGAGGAGAAUGAGGGUGCCAGGGGCCUGUGCUUCCUCGGCACUCACCACCUGGGUGAGAAGGGCCUCAAGCUCCUCACUGCGACAACAUGCGACCAUUAUUCACGUGACCUCUUCGGUGACCUGGAUUACGCCAGUUGGCUCGCCCAGCAGCAGCAGAAUGACAACCAGUAUACCCCAGGAGACAUGACAUGGCUGGCCUUCGGCAUGAUCUUCCUAGGUAUCCUUCUAGCCAUAGGGUUCCUGGGGCUGAUGGUGGCCUACAGGCCGGGCUCCGUCCCCAAGGACCUCUCCAUCACCUACGUCAACAUCAAGACAUCCGGGGUAUCGGAAAUUUAACUUCAUGGAGCAUAAAUGAAAAUUUUGUUAUGUUUAGUUUUAAGAUCUCCCGCUAGAGGAGGUGAUCGUAUUCAGCAGUCAGGUGUUGUGGGUCGUGGUCCAACUGAGCAUCUUUAGUGUUAACUACUAGUGAGCGGGUUCAGUUGCCUUCUUAAUAUUAUAGAUCUCUGUUCCCCUCUGCAAACCUUAGAUCUGAUUACAUGUUUAUAACAGUAUUUUCCAUGUUUUUCUAAAGUAUUUUAUGACUAUUAUUACAAUCAACAAAAUUAUUUGUGAAUAUAAUAUAAUUAUAU